This is a messenger RNA of Dendronephthya gigantea, 1786 nucleotides long. Its product is annotated as adenylyltransferase and sulfurtransferase MOCS3-like. Gene Ontology annotation, cellular component: cytoplasm; cytosol. The transcript is spliced from 8 exons. Gene Ontology annotation, molecular function: adenylyltransferase activity; thiosulfate-cyanide sulfurtransferase activity; URM1 activating enzyme activity. The record is from RefSeq and is a predicted model, not a curated record. The coding region runs from base 35 to 1435 and encodes 466 amino acids. Gene Ontology annotation, biological process: protein urmylation; tRNA wobble position uridine thiolation. Lineage: Eukaryota; Metazoa; Cnidaria; Anthozoa; Malacalcyonacea; Nephtheidae.
ACUUGGUGUAGUUUUGAAAUGGCGUUUCUUUAGAAUGGAGGAUAAAAAAGAAGAAAAUGUGGAAGAAUUACUUGAAAAACUUGAACGAACGACUUCGGAGCUUAAUCAAAUCAAAGAAUUUCUAAGUGAAAAGGGAAUACCAUGGGAAGAACUGGAAAAUGGUGCAACAAGUAAUGUGAAAAACAUUACAGGAUUCAGAGGUGCAAAAUCAAAACUAACCAACCCAGAUAUAAUGAGAUACAGCAGGCAGCUUAUAUUGCCAGAGAUUGGUGUAAGAGGACAAUUAAAACUAAAUAACUCCUCAGUGUUGAUUGUUGGAGCUGGAGGAUUAGGGUGUCCUGUGGCCAUAUACCUAACAGCGGCUGGUGUCGGAUGCAUUGGAUUGGUUGACUACGACGAUGUUGAACUAAACAACCUGCAUCGACAGGUUUUACAUUCUGAACUGAAAGUUAACUGGAGUAAGGUUGAUUCAGCAAAAGCGACAUUGUCUAAAUUGAAUUCUUCAGUGCAAAUAAUUACAUAUAAAUUGCAUCUCAACAGUGCUAAUGCCCUGGACAUAAUCUCAAACUAUGACAUCAUAGUUGAUGCAACAGAUAAUGUUCCAACCAGGUAUUUGUUAAACGAUGCAUGUAUACUAACGAGAAGACCGUUAGUCUCAGGAAGUGCACUUCGCUUUGAUGGACAAUUGACUACAUUUGGUUAUGAGAAUGGACCCUGUUAUAGAUGUCUCUACCCCAUCCCUCCACCUCCUGAGACAGUAGGGAAUUGUUCAGACUCUGGUGUACUAGGAGUUGUUCCAGGUAUAAUUGGCAACUUACAAGCUCUAGAAGUUAUAAAGAUUGCAGUUGGCCUUCCUGUGUCCUUUAAUAAGAAAAUGUUGUUAUUUGAUGCACUGGACGGUAGAUUUACAACCAUUAGACUCCGCAGCAGGCAAAACAACUGUGCUGUUUGUGGAGAUGAGCCAACAAUAACCAUGUUGCAAGAUUAUGAACAGUUUUGUGGCACAGCAGCUUCUGAUAAAACUAGAAAUAUUGAUAUCCUGCAAAGUAUCAGUAGGAUCUCAGCCCAGGAAUACAAGAAAUUGGUAGAUGAAAAUAUAUCACACAUAUUGGUUGAUGUCCGUCCAAGGGUUGAGUUGGAGAUAUGUUGUUUGCAAACUUCUGACAACUUUCUAAACAUUCCAAUCAGAGAUAUAGAGAACAACAAGAACCUGGUGAAAAUUAAAGAAGAAAUAAGCACAACGUUGGCUAGAAUUAAUAGUGAACAUGAAACAUCUCUACCAGUUAUUGCUGUUUGUCAUCAGGGCAAUGACUCACAGCGAGCAGUUGUAAUUUUGAAAAAAAUUCUCCAGGACUUUGAUGUUUCAAUAAAGGAUAUGGCUGGUGGAUUAGAGCAAUGGACCAAACAUAUUGAUCCCAGUUUUCCAUGCUAUUAAUCAAUGAACUAUUACUUCCAUAAAAUUCUAUUAAUUGUGGAAGUAUCAUGUAGGAAAAUAUGAUUACACAAUAGACUGUUCACAAUUAUGCUGAGCAAAAUCUUUCAUAUGAAAAGAAUGCAGUUUUAAUGCAAUAAUGAAUUUGAGCAGUUUCAUAGCAUAUUAUAAUAUAACCUAUACUGCUACUGGUAGUACGUACUACCCCUACUGUACCCAUUCAUACCUUUCCAAUAAAUCCCUAUUUCACAACCAUCUAUCCACAACUUUUCCUGGAAUAAAUUCUAGAAAAUUAGCAAUUAGAACAAUUGAUUAGAACAAUUGAUUAGAAACAUCUUGCUACAUAGCGACGAG